UGCAAUUUCGUUUUAUUGGAUCAACGUUGGAAAGUGGAAUAGCAGGACAUCACGCCUUAAUUUUUAUAUUUAUUUUUACUUUUCCAUAUUGACCAUUUCAAUUUGCUCUUGCCUGAUGAUCCAUAGCUUCAUCAACCUAAGCUGACUGCAAUUUGAACCAGAUCAACAGAAAUCUUCAUCCCCAUCAAAGAUGACCAGUGAGCCGUCCCCAUCUCUUCUCAAAGUCAAGGUCUUCCCCUCUUCCCCUGUACCCAUUUCUCCUUUCCUCCUCCCCUUCACCACAAAAACUAGGUAGAAGAAACCAUACACAGAAAAACAGAGUGAGAGGGAGAUGAGACUUCAAUUUCCAGAGAUGGGAUUUCGAUUUCUGCUCCUACCAGUCUUCUUUCUCCUCCAGCGAUCCAUUUUCUUCACCAACGCGGCUAACGUAUCUCCAGGUUCAACCCUCUACGCCUCAAACCCGAGCCAAACCUGGUCUUCCCCGAAUCGCAACUUCUCUCUGGGCUUCAUCUCAGCCGCCGACGGCUCAUCCUCUUUCUUGGCUGCCAUCUCCUACAGCACCAUCCCCGUCUGGGUCGCUGGCGGCGCCGCCGCAGCUGUCGAUUCCAACGCCGCCUUCGAGUUCCUCGCGUCGGGCACCCUCCGCCUUUUGAAUGGCUCCCGCGCCGUCGUCUGGGAGUCCAAUACCACCAAUCGCGGCGUCUCCGUCGCCGCGCUCGACGACUCAGGUAACUUCGUUCUCAGUAACGGCACCGCGUCGGUCUGGUCCACCUUCGAGAACCCGACCGAUACGAUCUUGCCGUCGCAAAACUUUACUACUGACAAGAUUUUGCGAUCUGGGUUGUACUCUUUUACUCUUGCAAGGUCUGGUAACCUGACACUUAAGUGGAACAAUAGUAUAGUUUACUGGAACUUGGGUUUGAAUUCUUCCUUUAAUGCGAACCUCACUUCGCCUUCUUUGGGCCUUCAAUCCAUUGGGAUUUUAUCCCUUUACGAUGCCUCCUUGUCGACUGCGGCAAUCAUGGCUUAUAGUAGUGAUUAUGCUGAAGGUAGUGAUAUACUAAGGUAUGUGAAGUUGGAUGCUGAUGGGAAUUUGAAGAUUUUUAGCUCUGCUAGGAAUAGUGGAACUCCAACAUUGAGGUGGGCUGCUGUUGAAGACCAAUGUGAAAUAUUUGGAUAUUGUGGGGACUUGGGGAUUUGUACUUACAAUGAUUCGGCUCCGGUUUGUGGAUGCCCAUCUGAGAAUUUUGAUCCAAUUGAUCCAAAUGAUAUGAGAAGUGGGUGUAAGAGGAAGGUGAAGAUUGAGGAUUGUCCAGGGAGUGCAACUAUGUUGGAACUGCAGAAUGCCCGAUUCUUGACUUACCCUCCCGAGCUAUCUUCACAAGUCUUCUUUGUGGGUAUAUCUGCUUGUAGGUUGAAUUGCCUCGUCAGUAGUUCUUGUAUUGCCUCAACUGCAUUGUCAGAUGGAACGGGGUUAUGUUACUUGAAAGUGCCAGACUAUGUUAGUGCGUAUCAGUCGGCGGCCCUGCCAAGCACUUCAUAUCUCAAGGUUUGUGGCCCAGUGACACCAAACCCUUCCCCUUCUUCUGAGAGCCUUGGCAAAAGCAAGGAUUGGAAAUUGAAAGCAUGGAUAGUCGUCGUUGUGGUUGUGGGUACCCUUGUGGGAUUGAUCAUCUUAGAAGGGAGUCUCUGGUGGUGGUGCUGCAGAAACAGCCCCAAAUUUGGCACUUUGUCAGCCCAAUAUGCACUUCUCGAGUAUGCCUCUGGUGCACCAGUCCAAUUCUCAUAUAAAGACCUCGAACGAGCAACAAAGGGAUUCAAGGAUAAGCUUGGAGCAGGAGGGUUUGGGGCUGUUUACAAAGGGAUUCUUGCAAAUAGAACAGUUGUUGCAGUGAAGCAACUUGAGGGAAUUGAACAGGGAGAAAAGCAGUUUAGGAUGGAGGUCGCAACGAUAAGCAGUACCCACCAUUUGAAUUUGGUAAGAUUGAUAGGUUUCUGCUCUGAAGGACGUCACCGGCUACUAGUAUAUGAGUUCAUGAAAAAUGGGUCACUUGAUAAUUUCCUAUUUGAAAUGGAUGAGCAGUCCGUAAGGUUAUUGAAUUGGGAAUAUCGGUUUAACAUUGCCCUUGGCACUGCAAGGGGUGUUACAUACCUUCACGAGGAAUGUCGAGAUUGCAUUGUGCACUGUGAUAUUAAGCCAGAAAAUAUUCUUUUGGAUGAGAAUUACGUUGCCAAAGUGUCAGAUUUUGGCCUCGCCAAACUAAUAAAUCCAAAGGAUCAUAGAUACCGAACCUUGACAAGCGUUAGAGGGACGAGAGGAUAUUUGGCUCCAGAAUGGCUUGCAAAUCUCCCGAUAACUUCCAAAUCUGAUGUGUACAGUUAUGGGAUGGUUUUAUUGGAGAUAGUGAGCGGAAGAAGGAAUUUUGAGGUCUCGGCAGAAACAAAUAGGAAAAAGUUUUCUGUGUGGGCUUAUGAAGAGUUUGAGAGCGGUAAUGUGGAGGGAAUUAUUGAUAAAAGACUAGCUGUCCAUGAUAUUGAUAUGGAGCAAGUGAUGAGGGCAAUUCAGGUAAGCUUUUGGUGCAUCCAAGAGCAACCAUCUCACAGACCCAUGAUGGGAAAAGUGGUACAGAUGCUAGAAGGUAUUACGCAGAUUGAGAAGCCUCCGGUCCCUAAGGCUGCAACUGAAGGAUCAGUUAGCGGUACCAGUGUAAAUAUUAGCAGCAAUGCAAGCGGUCUCUCCACCUUUGGAGCAUCAGCUCCACCGCCCUCUUCAUCUUCCUCAGUCCAAACUCCAGGAGUCCCGUCCUUUUCGGGGAGGACUGUGGAGAGGGCAUCUUCAUCUCUUCUACGUUCAGAAGGGCUGCAGUGAGUGAUUCUCUUCAUAUGCUUUCUAUUUGCCAGUGAAAACAAACUGCCUUUGGAAGCUCCUUCUUUGGAAGCAAACAUGGAAAGAAGAAACUGGAGGAAGCUAGCCAGGAAGGCCCUUUGACCUCCAAAAACAAUUCAUGAUUCUGAUAUCAUAUCCUUGUGAUUCUUGUUGUAAUUGUAGUGUAUAAAUUUGUCAAGAUCCAUACUAGACAAGCAAUUUGUACAAGUGUAAUUUUGGAUCAAUGGAAAAAUCUGGAAUGAAAUAAUGUUCAGAACCA
Messenger RNA from Malania oleifera, 3146 nucleotides. RefSeq names its product G-type lectin S-receptor-like serine/threonine-protein kinase At1g34300. Lineage: Eukaryota; Viridiplantae; Streptophyta; Magnoliopsida; Santalales; Ximeniaceae. The transcript has a single exon. Bases 332 to 2869 code for a protein of 845 amino acids. Gene Ontology annotation, molecular function: protein serine/threonine kinase activity; ATP binding. Gene Ontology annotation, biological process: protein phosphorylation; recognition of pollen. The record is from RefSeq and is a predicted model, not a curated record.